Messenger RNA from Syngnathoides biaculeatus (alligator pipefish), 5844 nucleotides. Its product is annotated as misshapen-like kinase 1. The coding region runs from base 125 to 3907 and encodes 1260 amino acids. The transcript is spliced from 33 exons. The record is from RefSeq and is a predicted model, not a curated record. Gene Ontology annotation, molecular function: protein kinase activity; ATP binding. Gene Ontology annotation, biological process: protein phosphorylation. Lineage: Eukaryota; Metazoa; Chordata; Actinopteri; Syngnathiformes; Syngnathidae.
UGGUCGCAAAACUUGAGAAUGGACUCAAGAGACAAGUCCGUUAGUUUGAGGAAGGCGGCGAUAGAACGACCUCGUCCAUGACUUGACGACAGACAUCAACGUCUCGGCAACAUUAUUGGCAGCAAUGUCGAGAGAAAACACCACUCGAAGUCUGGACAGCAUCGACCUCGCUGCGCUGAGAGACCCCGCAGGUAUAUUUGAGCUGGUGGAGGUGGUUGGCAAUGGAACAUAUGGUCAAGUGUACAAGGGUCGUCAUGUCAAAACAGGCCAAAUGGCAGCUAUCAAAGUCAUGGAAGUCACAGAGGAGGAAGAAGAGGAAAUAAAGAUGGAGAUCAACAUGUUAAAGAGUUACUCCCACCACAGAAAUAUCGCUACUUAUUAUGGAGCUUUUGUUAAGAAAAGUCCUGCUGGACAGGACCAUCAGCUCUGGCUGGUGAUGGAGUACUGUGGAGCCGGCUCUGUGACAGACUUGGUAAAAAAAACAAAGGGUAACUGUCUGAAAGAGGACUGGAUUGCUUACAUCUGCCGAGAGGUGCUCAGGGGUCUUUCCCAUCUCCAUUCCCAUCAUGUGAUUCACAGGGACAUUAAGGGACAGAAUGUUUUGCUUACAGAGAAUGCUGAAGUAAAACUUGUGGAUUUCGGGGUUUCCGCACAGUUGGACAAGACGAUUGGUCGAAGAAACACCUUCAUCGGUACUCCCUAUUGGAUGGCUCCAGAGGUUAUUGCCUGUGAUGAGAAUCCAGAAGCCACAUAUGAUUACAGGAGUGACCUCUGGUCUUUAGGCAUCACUGCUUUAGAGAUGGCAGAGGGAGCCCCACCUUUGUGUGACAUGCAUCCCAUGAGAGCUCUGUUUCUGAUUCCACGCAACCCUCCGCCAAGACUUAAGUCCAAAAAAUGGUCCAAGCGCUUUCUGUCAUUUAUUGAUAGCUGUCUAGUUAAGAACCAUCUGCACCGGUCCACGACGGAUGUCCUGCUGAGGCACGCCUUCAUUCGAGACUUGACUAAUGAGAGACAAGUUCGCAUCAUGCUCAAAGAUCACCUCGACAGAACCAGAAAGAAAAAGGAAAAAGAAGGUCCAGAGUAUGAAUACAGUGGCAGUGAAGAGGAAGAAGACGAGGUCACAGAAGAGGAAGGAGAACCCAGCUCCAUAGUGAAUGUUCCUGGUGAAUGGACCUUAAGGCGGGAGUUUCUGCGUUUACAGACUGAGGAUCGAGAAGAGAGCCAACACAGGGGCCACAGACUGGUUGGGGAUCAGCAGAGACAACAGCAAAUAGCCGAACAAGAACAAUACAAACAACAGUUACUGACUGAUCGACAAAGGAGGAUACAACAACAACACGAGAAACGACAAAUAUUAGAAGACAGGCGACAGCUAUCAGACACUGCCUUCCAGUGGGCACAACUACAAGAGCUUAUUCUUGGGGAGGAAUCUGAUAACCGCGACAACAGAAUCCUAAAGAAUGACAGAUAUCAGAGAAAUGACAGGAAACAGGACCAUGCAGACAGGCAAUGGAAUGCUGAUGUACCCAUAAGGGCCCUGGACUCAGAGCAGAGAGCUGUGGCUCCAAACCAGCUGCUUCAGCUUAAGGCCAAGCACUUGCAGCCUCAUCUCCAUUCACCAGCCAAGCCCCAGCCUCAGCAGCCCUCGUCAGGCAGGAGAUCCCACCGCACCCUCCCUAAAGACCAAACCCAGCUCCUGUCCCUGCAGCAUGACCACAGACACACAGAGAGAGAGAGGGACCAGGAGAGGCAAAGAGAAAAGCCAGAGGUAGCUGUCCAAAAGCUAACGACUAACAGCGGGAACGCUGGCAUUCCUGCCGCUACCGCUGCUGCUUCCUUGUCCAGCUGCCCCGCAAACUGCCAGCGCUCAGCGAUGGACUACCAGGAUUCAAAUUUGGCCAGGAUGCUUUUAGCUUCGGGCCUGCCCGGCGAGAUGCACACCAGGCUGGGUUCCGGCAGCAGUUCCAGUCCUUGUACCCCAGCCAUGCAGAGAGCUCACACAAACCAGAAUGCCAAUUUGCGCUCUAGUCGAGCUGCCCCUCACAGUAGCUCUAUGUCCGAUAUGGCAAUGUCAAUUUUGUCCCCUUUCACGCCUGUGUCAACCUCUGAUGAUGUCUUCUGGGAUUCGGAGACACCACCUAAGGUCCCGGAACGUACUACCUCCAAGUUCUACUGCAGAGAAUUAGUGAAGGGACACAACAGGGCUGCUUCCAGUGGAAGUCCUGUGCUAAUGACAGAUAAAGGUUUAAUGUCUCCGUCGCAUGGGGUUUCUAUCUGCAGUAAUCAUCCAGAUCACUUCAGAAUGGACAGUCCACGUGUUCAGCAGCGUCUUCAGCAGCACAAACGGCAUCAGAACAACAUCGCUGGCAGACAUUUACAAGGUGUCAAGACUGUUCUGAGCCCAUACAACAAGGCCACAGAAUACUCUUCCUCCAGCGACGAGAUUGGGAGUAGUGAUGAAGACGAGAGGAACAGUUGUGGCCUCUCCAAUGGAAAGGGAGAGAAAUACUUCAAACAAAUACCAGAUGGCAUUGUGUUGCAGCCUCAUCAUAAUCUUAACCAGAUUUCUCAGAUGUUUUCAGACGAUACCUACAUGCUGCCAGACCUUCUCCAGAAAGCAUCAUCAUCAAGUCCUUCUCGCAACGCGCUCAACCAGCAGCGGCGAACACGAGAACAGAGUUACACGCAAUCACCCGUGGCACUACAAUCCCCCACACACCAGGAGCUCAACGCUUUCAGCAGUCCAGCUAGUAAAAACACCUCAUCUACCUCUUCCACUUUCUUCUCCUUCAUUGACCCAAGAUUGAGCCCAAUAUCUUCACCACCACAAAGCCCGACGUGCAGUAAAGGUGAGCCAGUCAAGCGAGAAAACCAUCGCAAGGGCUCUGUAGUGAAUGUGAACCCAACCAAUAUUCGACCACAGAGUGACAGUCCUGAGAUUCGCAAAUACAAGAAGAAAUUCACCACGGAGGUGCUCUGUGCAGGACUAUGGGGAGUGAAUCUGUUGGUGGGGACAGAAAAUGGCCUUUGGCUGCUGGACCGAAGUGGUCAGGGGAAGGUCUACUCACUCAUUAGCAGAAGAAGGUUUCAGCAGAUGGAUGUGCUUGAAGGACUCAACGUGCUCAUUACGAUAUCAGGUAAAAAGAACAAGCUCCGCCUUUACUACCUUUCCUGGCUGAGAAAUAAAAUCCUUCGGAAUGACCCAGAAGUGGAGAAGAGACAGGGUUGGACAUCUGUUGGAGAUCUGGAAGGUUGCAUCCACUAUAGAGUGGUGCGUUACGAAAAGAUCAAGUUCCUAGUAAUUGCUUUGAAGAAUGCAGUCGAGGUUUACGCUUGGGCACCCAAACCCUACCAUAAGUUCAUGGCCUUUAAGUCUUUCAGGUCUUUACCACAAAAGCCACUGUCUGUUGAUCUGACAGUCGAGGAAGGUCAAAGGUUAAAGGUCAUCUAUGGUUCCUCAUCUGGUUUCCAUGCUAUUGAUGUAGACUCUGGUACACCAUAUGAUCUCUACCUGCCCACACAUAUCCCGGGUUCCAUCCAUCCGCACGCCAUCAUCAUUUUGCCGAACAGUGCCGGAACCGAGGUCCUCGUUUGCUACGAAGACGAAGGUGUCUACAUCGACACUUACGGCCGAAUCACCAAGGAUACGGUGUUGCAGUGGGGGGAGAUCCCUGCGUCUGUCGCUUACUUACAGUCCAAUCAAGUGAUGGGUUGGGGAGAGAAGGCCAUUGAGCUCAGGUCCGCCAACACAGGAAACCUGGAGGGAGUUUUCAUGCACAAAAGGGCCCAGAAACUCAAGUUCUUGUGUGAAAGGAAUGACAAGGUCUUCUUUGCGUCCGUGCAGUCGGGAGGCAGCAGUCAGAUUUACUUCAUGACGCUGGGUCAGAACUCUCUGUUCAACUGGUAAUGGACUGGGGGCCAGGCGGCAAGGUCAGCAACUUGCGGCGGCCUUCGUCGGCUCCGAUUUUCACGCUCGCGUACGUACAGCUCGCCACAUCGUGGAUGCGAAAUUGUCAACGGGCCAAGAGGAGUUUUCCGUGAAAAUGUGUCACGAAUAGCACACUGACAUCAUUUUGGCGCUGCUUUUGUCAACGUCUGACGCUUCAGUCCAAGAAAUUCACUGGAUCUUGUUUUUCCUCACCCGUGCACACCGCAGCUGUUCUGUUCCGCUUUCAGUUCAUCUUGUCUGGAUCGGUCGUUUCUGUACUGGAUCGUCCUCUCUGUUCUAGCAAAGACAUUCCAAAGUUUUGCUGCUGUGCUUCUUACAAACAAAAAAUCUAUGUAAUGGAAUUAACAGUGGAAAAAUAGGAGCUUUAUUAUCCCUGUUUACUCUGUGGAAAUCAUUUGAGCUCUUCACAAAACUGCGUGUGGGGAAAAAAUGGUUCCCUGUACAGCGAUUAGCAGGUUGCACAUUCGAUUUCCCGUCAUGUUCUUUAAUCACAUUCCACGUUGCUCAUCAGCUGUCGGAAUUUUGCACGCGCUAUUCAAACACCCACGCGGAGAUGCUUAAAGGGAUACUGGCCGAAUUGAAUUUGGCCGGUUGAACUGAAAAAUAUAAUUCAAAAUAAAUAUACUUCACUUUUAAGGCACCAAUUUUGAUCCAACGGCGCAUCCAUAUUAUCCGCUAAUCACAUGUAAGUCAUCUUGCCUGUUUCCUUAUUGACAACGUUUGUUUGAUCACUAGUACAGUAAUUUCCGGCCUACAGAGCGCACCUGGUUAGAAGCCUCACCGAGUACAUUUGUAAAGGAAAUACCAUUUGGUACAUACAUAAGCCGCAAAUUCCGACAUUGAAACACGAGAUAUUUACAAAGAAAGACUGUGCACAGAAAGAGUUUUCAAAGUUUUAAUAUCUUAGCUUAUCUUAACAUAGCAACAACACAGUAGCACAAACAAGGCUGGUUAAAAAAAAAACAAAAACAUACCUAAAUCACUGAAACACGGCAGUAACACAGCAGCAACACGCUAAUGCGGAGCUAAUGCUAGUGUUGCCGGUGGAAAAAAAAAAAACAUACCGGUAAAAAUAACGGAGACACUGCAGUAACACAGCAGUGACACGCUAGCGCAGCGCUAACAGGGCCGAUUAAAAAAAAAAAAAAAACCAUACCGGUAAAAGUCACUUCCUCGGCACAUAUAUUCCACCGGUCUCACUCUUACAUUUUCGGCUUCAGUGCUCCCUUGCGGCCGUUAGAAAAAAAUGCACAAAUCAGCCGCAUCACAGCAUAAGCCCCGCGGCUUAUUGAAAGCGUGUGGGGGGGAAAAAAGUUGUGGCUUUUAGGCCGGAAAUUACAGUAAUUGUAGUCUUCAUAAUAACGCUUGACAUGCGUUGUCUGCCAUGAAGAGAAUAUUUACACACACUUCCAAGCAAGGAUAUGAAAACCACACAAGGAAUAAGAGCAACAAAAAUACAGUGAAAACAGUGAAGUCUCCCUUUAAGUGUCGUGUCUGCUGUUAAAUGUUUACUACGAAAGGACAUGUGUGAGGUGUUUUUGUUGGGUUCCACAUUCUUCCAUAAAAGAUAUUCCACACUUUUACGGUGUUAAGUCUUCAGCCCCAUAAGCACUUUGGACACGGGUUUUGUCAACCUAGUUCAUGUAUUGUUUAUUUUUAUCUGCUUACUGAAUUUGUUUUGCACCAUCCAACGCAUUAUGUUAUGUUCCAAGUUAUUUAUCUACAAGCAAGGCUCGACAAUUCACCAGUUGACUAUUAAAGAAAACUAACAUUUAAUUUCAACAUCGUUCAUGUACUGGUUCUUAUAAGGUUACUAUUUUUUUUUUUUUUACUUUCUCAAUAUACUUAGCAGGUAUCACAGAUAUUUACUUCCAAAUUAAUGUCGUUUAGUGUUU